UACACCUCCCGCCAUAGCAAUUGUCUCCUCACCCUCACCGUUGGACACCCUAACCACCCGAGAGCCGUGACGUUUCCUGCAAUUGCCUCAUGACCCCUCUAUGACCACGCCGGAUGCCUUCAGGGAUGCCGAGCACUUCGCUGAUGUCUCUGGCAUCCCAGAUGUGGCCGAUUACGCCGAUGUCGAUCAGCCCCUAACCUCCGCCCAGCAGGACCUGUGGCAGAAAGUGCAACGCAAGACGAAGAUUGCAUUGAUCGAUCGAUUGCUGCGCGAGCUCGAUGUUGUCAUAUACUGUGAGCUUGCUGCUUUGUAUUAUAUGGAUUGUACCUUUUUCCUCUUUGCCAUACGUGUUAUUGUACAGCUUAUAUUCUUCACGCCGAAAGCUCCCCCCUUCGAACCCACAAGAAGUCAGCCUUAUGUCGGCACUAUAUUCACUGUUAAUUCGUUAUGUAUGUUCCUGCACACAGUCGCCAUCCAUCCGAGUGCCGGCGAAGAAACACGAGGAUAUCUCCAUGGUGGUUUGUUUAUCGAUUUCGUGGGACAAAAGGCCCCCGUAUCACGAAUCCGGCUCGUGAUUUUCGAUUUUCUCAUUAUGUUAAUACAUUUGGUCAUGUUGGGUCUGAUUUUGGAACGAGUUCGGAUCGGUGAGAAUCGCGAAUCUACUACACAGGACCAAGAGUCCCCAACAGAUACGGAGGAUGGUACAAACCCGGGACAAGACCAUGAUGCCGAGGAAAGAGGGGUCUUGAGAAAUGAAACGGAUAAUGAUGAAUCGUCUUCUUCUUCUCCUCCUGAAAGACCACGAGAUUCGAGUCUUGAGCGAACGGCUCUGCUAGCGGAACCUGCUGAAGAUGGCUCGAGUCCCCAAUUGAGGAAUAGUCAUCCUUUAGAUACGUUUGUGUCCGGGGAGGCGUUGAUAUUGGAUAUGGGCUUGUUUGAGACGAUACAUGACCAGUGGAGACACAAUACAGGGAAUAGGCCGCGCACUGCAUUUACGCCUUCACAAGAGACGACGACUUUUUUACGAGAGCAUCUUGGUGUUAGUGUAGGGCCUGAUGGUCGAGUUCUUAGAUUUCAACGAUGAGGUAAAUAUAUUUACAUACGUUGC
This is a messenger RNA of Talaromyces stipitatus ATCC 10500, 1108 nucleotides long. RefSeq lists its product as uncharacterized. NCBI's taxonomy places the organism in Eukaryota, Fungi, Ascomycota, Eurotiomycetes, Eurotiales, Trichocomaceae. Gene Ontology annotation, biological process: protein processing; SREBP signaling pathway. The transcript has 2 exons. Gene Ontology annotation, cellular component: Dsc E3 ubiquitin ligase complex. The record is from RefSeq and is a predicted model, not a curated record. The coding region runs from base 101 to 1084 and encodes 327 amino acids.